Miscanthus lutarioriparius is the source of this 1071-nucleotide messenger RNA. The record is from the annotation of a GenBank genome assembly. NCBI's taxonomy places the organism in Eukaryota, Viridiplantae, Streptophyta, Magnoliopsida, Poales, Poaceae.
AUGGCGCUGGACGCCGUGGUGUUCUCCCAGCCCCAGCUGGCGGCAGGCCACUUCGGCUACGGCCGCGGAGACUCGCCGUACGCACUGCCGUGGUCGUGCGACCUGCAGCUGCAGGGAGGGGGAGGAGGAGGAGGAGGGGGAGGGGGAGCAGGGUUUGGCGAUCUCUGCGCCGCCGCGGGGGAGUGGGACCACGACCUCGACACCUGGGUCGCGCCCACCGUGGCCGCCGUGGGGGACGACUGGGACUGGGAGGCGCUCUCCCGGGACCAGUCCUCCGAUGCCUCCACGGACCACGGCAGCAGGAAGGCAGCGGCGCCCGAGCGGGCAGCUGCGGCGGCGGCCCCGGGGAGGAGGAAGCGGAGGCGCACCAAGGUCGUCAAGAACAAGGAGGAGAUCGAGAGCCAGCGGAUGACCCACAUUGCCGUCGAGCGCAACCGCCGCCGCCAGAUGAACGAGUACCUCGCCGUGCUCCGCUCCCUCAUGCCGCCGUCCUACGCGCACAGGGGUGACCAAGCAUCCAUCGUCGGUGGCGCAAUCAACUACGUGAGGGAGCUGGAGCAACUGCUCCAAUCGCUGGAGGUCCAAAAGAGCAUCAAGAGCCGGGGGUCAUCAGGCAGCACGGACACCGGCAGCUCCCCGUUCGCCGGCUUCUUCAGCUUCCCACAGUACUCCACCACCACCUCGGGCCACGGCGGCUGCUCAGGCAACACGAGCAACGGAGGGAACUGCAGCGACGCCGCGGCCGCAUCUGCAGGAUCCGCGGAGACCGGCCGGCGGCCCGCGGCUGCGGUCGCGGACAUCGAGGUGACCAUGGUGGAAGGCCACGCCAGCCUCAAGGUGCUCGCGCGCCGGCGGCCCAGGCAGCUCCUGAAGCUCGUCGCGGGGCUGCACCAGCUGCGCAUCCCGCCGCUGCACCUCAACGUGACCACCGUCGACGCCAUGGUCCUCUACACCUUCAGCCUCAAGGUAGAGGAUGACUCCAAGAUGGGCUCUGUUGAAGAUAUAGCCACCGCUGUGCAUGAGAUUCUCAGCAGCAUACAGCAACAGCAGGAGGAGACCGCCGUCAUGUGA